AUGACUGACAAAGAGCCAGACACGAAGGGCCUAGAGGCCGGCGUCGAGCCACGAAUCGGCGACGAUGUUGCUGUUGGCGCGCACGAUGCUUCGGCGCUGCCAGAGGGCACGCUCGAUCCUGUCUACGAGGCCAAGGCUCGCGUUUUGAACAGAGCCAUUCAGGACAUUGGCAUGGGCUGGUACCAAUGGCAGCUGUUCGUGGUCAUUGGCUUCGGAUGGGCCGCUGACAACUUCUUCCCGAUCAUGACGAGCUUGAUCUUCACGCCGAUCGUUAACGAGUUCAACCCAGGUCGGCCACCUUUACUGCAACUUGCCCAGAACAUUGGACUACUUGCGGGCGCCGCCUUCUGGGGUUUCGGGUGCGAUAUCUUUGGUCGUCGGUGGGCUUUCAACAUCACCCUUGGAGUUGCGGCGGUCUUUGCGAUGAUAGCUGCGUCGUCUCCGAACUUUGCUGCGAUCGGUUGUUUUGCAGCUCUGUGGAGCUUUGGCGUCGGUGGCAAUCUACCUGUCGACAGUGCGAUCUUCCUGGAGUUCCUCCCUGGGUCGCAUCAAUACCUUCUGACAGUGCUGUCGAUUGACUGGGCGGUCGCACAGGUUGUCGCAACGCUGAUCGCAUGGCCAUUGCUUGGCAACUUGACCUGUCAAGAAGGAGAAGAGUGCACACGAUCGAAGAAUAUGGGCUGGCGAUAUCUCGCGAUUACUAUGGGUGGCAUUGUGCUCUUGCUGUGGGCGAUACGCUUCUCGUUUACAAUCUUCGAAAGCCCCAAAUAUUUGAUGGGUAAAGGGCGCGACGAGGAUGCCGUUCGUGUCGUCCAUGAGGUAGCGAAGCGGAAUAAGCGGGAGUCAAGUUUGACCGUGCAGGACUUGAAGGCCUGUGAAGGUGUCGGGACCUCAACGGGUGGUGUCGAUACCAGCAAUGCCGCCAUCAUCAAGCGGAACCUCCAGAAGGUCAACCUGACGCAUGUGCGAUCCCUCUUCCAAACCAAGAAGCUGGCAUUCUCGACAAGCAUGAUCAUGUCUAUCUGGGGACUGAUUGGCUUGGCUUACCCGUUGUAUAACGCAUACAUCCCUUACAUCCUCGCUACCAGAGGUGCGGCAUCCGGAGAUGGCUCGACUUACAUUACAUACCGAAAUUCGCUCAUCAUCGCUGUCCUUGGCGUCCCAGGAGCAAUUCUGGGCGGUUUCCUCGUCGAGAUCAAGAGGUUUGGCAGAAAGGGAGCAUUGGCAGUCUCAACAGCACUCACCGGCGUCUUCCUGUACGCAUCUACAACAGCCACAGAUUCCGACUCGCUGCUAGGCUGGAACUGCGCUUACAACUUCACGUCCAACAUCAUGUAUGCCGUACUGUAUGCAUACACGCCGGAGAUUUUCGCUACCAAGGAUCGAGGAACAGGCAACGCGCUUGCGGCUUGUGCGAACCGCGUGUUCGGCAUCAUGGCACCUAUCAUCGCGAUGUUCGCGAACUUGGAGACGUCAGCGCCGGUGUAUACGAGUGGUGCUCUUUUUAUUGCUGCAGGAAUUAUUUGCGUUAUCUUGCCCUUCGAGAGUCAGGGGAAAGCGAGUCUAUAG
Molecule: messenger RNA, 1569 nt
Organism: Cyphellophora attinorum
Lineage: Eukaryota; Fungi; Ascomycota; Eurotiomycetes; Chaetothyriales; Cyphellophoraceae
Product: putative MFS-type transporter
Exons: 2
Coding region: 1-1569 (522 amino acids)
Biological process (GO): transmembrane transport
Cellular component (GO): membrane
Molecular function (GO): transmembrane transporter activity
Source: RefSeq, a predicted model, not a curated record